AAAUUACAAGCGACCUAAACGUUUCCUCCAAUUCGCAGAGCACCAAGUUCAUUACCGCGGAAGUCACCCGCAGCGUCUCCGAUAACGGGCCGGAGUACCCGAUAACCGUGACUAAUUGUCCGUAAGCACCACAUGCGGGUGGACUUGAAGAAAACGCGGAAAAAUAUCGAUCGCCAUACGCGCCACCUGUUCACAAUGGGGGCCGCGCACCUGCCGGGGCACGCCGCACAGUGGCUCGACCCGCCGGCACGCGCGCACCACGGCACUACCACCAGCGAGCUAGUGGGGACUGACCGUUCGCUACGUCAGACCGUCCGCGCGCCGCCGCAUAUCGAUCGCCCACCAUCCACACCGUCUUACACCCACGCCAACUGUGACUCAGCUCAAGUUCCGAUGUAGCUGAGCGACCAUGCACAUCACGACGGGCCUGUCUCCGGCGUCCGGCGAGAUGCUGGACGCCUCGGUCAACUUCUACGGUGACUCCGGCGAGUGUGGCUUCUUUUCGCUCGACCACGCGGUCCCGGAGUCUUCGCACACCGUCGAAAUCGAAUACGUUUACGAGCAACCCGAUAGCUACGAAUUGAGUGAGCCGACGGUGACACAAGUCAGCAGCCCGAGCGAAGAUGUUCAGCCGAAGAAGAGCUGCGAGAAAAAGAAGAUUGUGGUCGAGGACGAACAAGAGACGGAUCUGACGAAUUUGACAUGGCUCCAGAAUAUAACUAACAUAAUGGCGGUGCCGCAGUUUCCUAUUCCCCCGAUGUCACCCAAUCCGCCGGCGAAGAUUCCACCGCAGAACACCAGGCUGCAGAAGUUCAACCAGACUAUAGCGAAGUGUCAGAAGGACUUCAGCGAGAACAGAGAGGAUUACCAGAGCAACAGCGAGAAGAAACCGCCCUACUCCUACAGUACGUUGAUUUGUAUGGCGAUGAGGUACAACAACGACAAGAUGACGCUGUCUGCGAUUUAUUCCUGGAUACGAGAGAACUUCAAGUAUUACAGGAACGCAGACCCCACGUGGCAGAACUCAAUAAGGCACAACCUGUCGCUCAACAAAGUGUUCGUUAAAGUCGCCCGCUCGAAACACGAACCGGGCAAAGGCGGCUUUUGGAAGCUCGACCUCGCACACCUAGAGGGCACCAAACGCAUCUCAAACAGGCCGCACAAGAAGAAGAAAACCAACGAAACUAAGAAGGAAUCAAAAGUUACCGAGGAGCAAAUCGCUAUCGCAAAUAUACCACUUGAUAUAAAUGAUAUGACAAAUGAAUUGAACCAAGCUGUUACCUUACAUUUGCCGGAGUUUACCCUACAAUUGCCAGAGAUGGAUAUCGACACAAAUAUUGGCGCCAAUGUCAUCGUGGAACCAGUGGCGCCCCCGCCCCUCAUACAGGAAGAUGACUUGUCUUCCUUACUCCUGAAUCCAACGGACUGGUCGGAUCUGCAGUUGGAUAUGUUGGACAAUUAUUUGGAUUCGUGCUUUUAGUAAUCAUCAUCAGUAACGUCUUUGUCACGUCCACUGCUGGAAAUGGAUCUCCUGUAACUUUGAGAAACCACGAGCUGCAUAAUUGCAGCAUGCAGCCCGUAUGAUGUCGUCGGUCCAUCUAGUAGGGGGUCAACACUGCACUAUCUGAUGCAAAGUCGCUUUUCAAGUAAGUCCUGUUCAAAAUAACUCAUUCUACUCAAAAUAUCGCGUCUCUCAACUAGAACCAAACCCAUGUGGUCAUAUAUCUAGCCAAAUUGGCUGGUAACUUUUCAAAGACAUUUAAAUAUUUCAUAAAUGUAACAUUUAAAUAAAUGCAAUUUAUGUAACCGUUCCUUUAAAAAAGCUAUUCUUGGCAAGGGAAUGAUUUUUUUAAUGUUGCACUUGUAGAGCGAAAUUUUGUCUAAAUUAAAUAAAUUGUGGUAUUUUAAAUACUUUAUCGUAUGUCGUAUAUCUCUAAAAAGGCGAAUAAACUAUUAUUAAUAACCUAAAAUAGAAUAUUUAUAAAAAAUGCAAGUUAAACAUUAAAUGGCAUUAAGCGAAAGAUAUAGGUAGGUACUUUAUCUAUUUAAAAAUUAAAUCAUUAAAAGUUUUAAUCAUUAAAAAAAUACAUAGAGGCAGUGAACUUGAAUAUUUUAAAUAUUUCUUCUAAAAGGUCUAAAAAGUGUAGUAAAUUAGUGAUUUAUAACAAACAGCUUUUAAAAGUUUAAUGUGGGUAAUAAAACCUAUAUCAAGGUAAUGUAAAUAUUGUAGAGUUUGUAUAAAAAUGUGAUUAAUCUUCGUAAUAGUACCUAGGUAUUAGGAAAUUAGGUUUUCUACUGGUAAGUUGGUAACGCUAAUUCGUAGCAUCAACAAAUAUAUGUAUUGUAUGAUCCAUAUUACAGUACCUACAGCCUGCAGUCUGUUGUAUUUUUUUUUAAUUUCAAUGUAAACGAGGGAAAACGUGUAAAACCGGGUCUCCUUCAUGUGUUUUGUAGCUUCAGUAAUUUCUUUUACCCGCCAAGAGAUAGACGAUAAGAUGGUGGUACUUUUGAUUUUGAGUUCGCGGAGACGUGCGCGCACUAUGUAUUUUAGGGUAUAAUUAUUAAUAUUCCCAAAAGUGCUUACAGUAGCCUA
Molecule: messenger RNA, 2593 nt
Organism: Bicyclus anynana (squinting bush brown)
Lineage: Eukaryota; Metazoa; Arthropoda; Insecta; Lepidoptera; Nymphalidae
Product: forkhead box protein J1-A-like
Exons: 2
Coding region: 410-1480 (356 amino acids)
Biological process (GO): regulation of transcription by RNA polymerase II
Molecular function (GO): RNA polymerase II cis-regulatory region sequence-specific DNA binding; DNA-binding transcription factor activity, RNA polymerase II-specific
Source: RefSeq, a predicted model, not a curated record